Pocillopora meandrina is the source of this 345-nucleotide messenger RNA. NCBI's taxonomy places the organism in Eukaryota, Metazoa, Cnidaria, Anthozoa, Scleractinia, Pocilloporidae. The record is from the annotation of a GenBank genome assembly.
GAUCCUUGCUAUGAUUACAAAAACCUCAGUGAUGCCUCUAGAAAGAGUAGUUACAAAAUACGCGAGAACCAAUGUGAUGACAAACUCCAAGAGGGAUGGUAUCGUUUUGUGGGAGCUGCAGGAACAAAAAUGCCAACAACGCGUGUGCCAGCAUUAAGUUGUGGUACAACCUACUCUGGCUGGUUAAUCAGAAAAGAUUCUCCUCCUUUCACGGAGGUCUGCUUCAGUAAACAAAACACUGGAUGCAAAAAUACUGUGAGUAUCUCUGAGAAAGAAUGUGGAUCCUACCAUAUUUACAAACUUUAUCCGACAAAAUGUCCAAGGCGUUAUUGUGGUUCAGACUGA